Molecule: messenger RNA, 390 nt
Organism: Arabis nemorensis
Lineage: Eukaryota; Viridiplantae; Streptophyta; Magnoliopsida; Brassicales; Brassicaceae
Source: the annotation of a GenBank genome assembly
AUGGGAAGAAAUAUAACGAAGAAGAUGAUGGUUCUGGUCCUCUUGCUUCAUCUCUUGAUGAUCUCUUCUUCUUCUGGUUUAGAUGUUAAAACACCAAAUGCAAACGGAGAAGGUGAAAGAUUUUCGCCAUACGAAUCACAAGGAAAGACUCCUAAAUCUGCAGAUUCUGAUUCUAAGGUCUUCCAUGGAAAGACUUGUUACUCUGCCGUUAAAGGUUACAUGGGUUUGUUUGACCUUUUGGAAUGCUUAAUCUGUGACCUAAAUGUUGAGAUUCAGUCAGGACACAGAGUCUUUGAUACUUACUUAAGCAGUAAUCAGGUGGUCUUAUUAUCUGCUGAUGCUAGUUGUGAUCCUGAGGUUGGCGAGAGCUGUGACAAUGGACUUAAAUAG